CCUGCAUGCACGUACCACAUUUUUCAUUUUUAUUAACAAAAUUUGGCAAUAUUUUACAACAAAGAAUGGGAAUCGCAUUGCGGCUUCUAAUGGUGGUUGGCAUGCUCAUAUGCCUUGCCUCUGCUGCACACGCCGCCGAGGGAACCGCCACUUUCUAUACAGCUCCUUAUGUCCCAUCUUCAUGCUAUGGAUAUCAAGAUAAUGGAGUAAUGAUAGCAGCAGCGAGCGAUGCGAUAUGGAACAACAGAGCGGCAUGUGGAAGAAGGUACAGGGUGAGAUGCAUUGGGGCAACCAAUCAGGGUGUGCCACAGCCUUGCAGAGGUGACGGUAAUGGCGUUGUGGUUAAGAUUGUUGAUUAUUGUCCUCCUGGUUGCCAAGGAACCAUUGAUCUUUCCAAAGAAGCUUUCUCUAAGAUUGCCAAUCCUGAUGCUGGCAAAAUCAAGAUCCAGUAUACUUUGGUCAGUUGAGAGCUGAAGUUAAGAAGCAUACCUAUAAUAUAGAAAAGGGCAAACUACAUCGAUAAAUAUUAUAUAUAUAUAUAUAUAUAUAUAUAUUAUAUGUGUGAAAAUAAGCAGCAAAUUGAUAUACAUCACUGGAACUUGUAUUUACAUGCAUGUUUCAUAUGUGAUAUAUUCAAGAUAUGAUCAUAAGCUGAUAUUAUGUAAUAUGUAUUAUGAAUAAA
Molecule: messenger RNA, 682 nt
Organism: Ziziphus jujuba (common jujube)
Lineage: Eukaryota; Viridiplantae; Streptophyta; Magnoliopsida; Rosales; Rhamnaceae
Product: EG45-like domain containing protein
Exons: 3
Coding region: 6-467 (153 amino acids)
Biological process (GO): systemic acquired resistance
Cellular component (GO): apoplast; cell wall
Source: RefSeq, a predicted model, not a curated record